AGUGACAGAUAAUGUGUCUGACUGAUAUUAUCUCAUGGAAUGCGUUUUAUAGCAGAUAGAGAUAGUUUAUGUGAAAAAUAUAUUAUCUUGUACAAUAUAAUACAUUGAAGAAGGGAAAAAUUCGUUAAUCAAAUCAAUAUGUUUAUUAGGAAACCAUAUCAACUAUUCUUUGCAAGUUCACUACGAUCAAUUAAUUAUGCAACUAAAAGUCCUAAGCCGGAAAUUCCAAAGAACCCAUUAGGAUCUGUAUAUUCUGCUACAAAUCAGAAGGAUAAUGGUGUGGUGUAUGAUAAAAAACCAUUCAAGCUGGCUCUAGAGGCAGGCAAGACAUACCACUGGUGCUUAUGUGGGCGCUCUAAAUCUCAACCAUUGUGUGAUGGCACCCACAAGGAUGUAUAUCUUAAGAUCUCUCAGAGGCCUGUCAGGUUCACUGUCGAAAAAACGAAAGAUUACUGGCUGUGCAACUGCAAACAAACAAAAAAUCGACCAUUCUGUGAUGGAGCACACAAACAAAAGGAUGUCCAGGAAGCCACUACAGUCAGACUGUAAACAAUGAAGCUUAAUCAAAAUAAGUAGUAUGAUUGUCGACUUUGUUGAUUUUAGCUAGAUUAACAAAUUCUAAUUAUUUAGCUAAUAGUUGUUUUCAACCAAUAAUUUAAGUAAUAAAUCAAAGAUUUUGAACAAACUGA
This is a messenger RNA of Spodoptera frugiperda (fall armyworm), 689 nucleotides long. Its product is annotated as CDGSH iron-sulfur domain-containing protein 3, mitochondrial. The transcript is spliced from 3 exons. Gene Ontology annotation, molecular function: 2 iron, 2 sulfur cluster binding. Bases 139 to 549 code for a protein of 136 amino acids. Gene Ontology annotation, cellular component: intracellular membrane-bounded organelle. The record is from RefSeq and is a predicted model, not a curated record. NCBI's taxonomy places the organism in Eukaryota, Metazoa, Arthropoda, Insecta, Lepidoptera, Noctuidae.